Molecule: messenger RNA, 2025 nt
Organism: Ostrea edulis (European flat oyster)
Lineage: Eukaryota; Metazoa; Mollusca; Bivalvia; Ostreida; Ostreidae
Exons: 1
Coding region: 668-1660 (330 amino acids)
Cellular component (GO): nucleus
Molecular function (GO): DNA binding
Source: RefSeq, a predicted model, not a curated record
UCCGUUCAUAGUCAAUAUGAACGGAUUGUGCCGCGAGCUGAAAUUGGUUGGUUCAUAGAGGAAAAUGCAAUUCGUAAUAUAAAUAUAUAUUGUGCCGUUACCGGUUUUCGAUAGUAUCCUAAUUUCGAUAGGUUUUUAUUUUUAACGAUCAUUCGGAAAUCGUGACGUCAUUUUUCGGAACUUUUUCCUCAUAAUCAGCGUCAGUAGCAACAAGUGUCAGAUAGCCGAAAAUAUCAAGAAUUAUGCCUUUCAGAGAGGUAAGACUACAAUUCUAUAUGCAUAGGUUCAGAAAACGCCAUGUUUCCUUAAUGCAAAAAAAAAAUCACACUAAAACCCCAACCAUUUUUAGUUGAAAACAACGCCUAAUCGAGAUAUGCUGUCGUCUGAUGAUCAACUCAACGUUAUGUUCUAAAAAUAGAUAAGCCUCACUUUGGGUAAACUCUCGCUUCAAAAUAAAAACUAUGGAAGCGCGUUAUAGUCAUAUUACCAUACAUUUUGAAAAAAAUAUCUUUGCUUUAAAAUUUGUUUUUAUUGAUACGUUGUUUAUUUGUUUGCAGAUAUUAAUUCAUUGUUUAUUUGUUUACAGAUAUUUUCCGUCCAGAGAGGAACUUAUAAGAAUUAUGGUCCAGAAGCAUUAGACAAUGCAUUCCAGGCGGUUAAAGAUGGUAUGAGUGUCCAUGGUGCAGCCAAACGUUUUCAAGUCCCCUUAACAACUUUAAGAGAUAGGGUAGAUGGACGUAUUAGUAUUGAGUGUGUCUCGUCAGGACCUCCACCACUGUUUACACAGGAACAGGAAUCCUACAUGGUAGAGCAUGUGAAGACCAUGUCAGAGAUAGGAUAUGGAUACACUCGGGCAGAAGUGUUGAAUCUAGCAUCUGAUUAUGCUGCAGAUCUAGGUAUCAGAGAAAAGGGUAAAGACUUGACAAUGAAGUGGUACUACAACUUCAUGAAAAGGUGGCCUGAACUUCAUGCCGUGAAACCAUCAGGAUUAUCAGAACUUCGAGCAAAAGCUGCGUCACCAGAAUGCAUCAAGAAGUACUUUGAAGAACUAGAAACUAUCAUUGACAGACAUGGACUGAGGGAUAAACCCCAACAUAUAUUCAAUGCUGACGAAAAAGGAAUCAAUACUGGUGGAUCAAAGCCUCCAAACAUCAUUUCAGCUAAAGGGAUGCCAGCACAAAUCGUGACUUCUGAGAGACCACAAACAAUAACUGUACUAGGGUGUGGUAAUGCUUUGGGAUCCAGUAUUCCUCCCUAUCUGAUGUUUCCAGGUAAGCGAGUGCUACCGGAACUAUUUGACGGUGAUACUACUGGCCGUGAUGGAUCCAUGAGUGAUACAGGCUAUUCUAAUACUGACAUUUUCAAUAGUUAUAUUAAGAACCACUUCACCAAAUAUGUCCAGUCUAGGAACCCAGAGCAGCCAAUUCUUCUUUUGUAUGAUGGACACAGAAGCCAUACUUCUUUAUCUUUAAUCCAAUGGCCUCGUGAAAAUAACAUUAUUCUUUUUGUAUUGCCGCCACACACUAGUCACCUUUUGCAGCCGAUGGAUGUUGGAUGUUUUGGGCCAUUUGAGACCUUGUAUCAGCAGGAAGCUCACAAAUUUAUGCGCCAAAGUGUUGGUCGCUCUGUGACAAGAUAUGAUGUGUGCAGGAUGGUGUGAAAAGUGUAUGAUACAGCCCUUAGUCCUCAGAAUUUAAGAUCAGCCUUCAGGAGAACUGAUAUAUACCCUCUGAAUUCAUCAUCAAUCAGUGAAAACAAGACUCUACCAUCUCUUGUAUACAAAGGCAAGGCAGACAUCAUCAAUGCUCAAACAACAUCUGAAACCACUGAUGAGAACAUUUCAGCUACAGCCGAAAGUUUUUUUAACAAACGUGGGGGAGAAGUUCUAUUAGCUGCUGGGAAGGCCAAGAAACCAAGAAGAAAUCUGAGUACCAUCAUUGCUGGGAAAGCCAUCACAGAACAAGAAGUGUUUGAAAAAAUUCGGGAUUACAAUGAAAAGUCAACAGAAAAAUCAAUCAAAGGGAA